Papilio xuthus (Asian swallowtail) is the source of this 1208-nucleotide messenger RNA. The record is from RefSeq and is a predicted model, not a curated record. Lineage: Eukaryota; Metazoa; Arthropoda; Insecta; Lepidoptera; Papilionidae.
UAAGAGUUGAGUAAGAUGUUGGUACGACGGCCACAUCCAGUCAGGGUCAGUUCACGGGUCGCGCGGCCGGCGAGCGCAGCGCCCUCUCGCAGCCACUCCGCCACGGCCGGCACGCAGAGCGCGCGCAACAUGCACUCCUUUAUUCUACAAUACUCUAUUUUGGUGUGUGUAGGCAUUGUGACAUCGAGUCCGGCGCCAGGUCGGAUUCCUAAGGUGUACAAUGCCCUUAUCACCUCCAACCAGAACCUGGAGCCAAGCAAGGCAUACCCGGUGUACCAGCCAGUGAUACACGAUGCAGCCUUCACCUUCCCGCUACAGUCGCCUUUCUUUUACGGACCAGAAUUGCCACUAGCCAAUGGCUUAAUUCCAGCGCCGGCAUUCGUGCCCAGAUUAUCGAAUGCGAUUCCAGACCUGACAACAGGACAAUCACCUGAAGCUCCAGAGGCAGCCGGAUCUCCGUCUAGUACAGAACAACCCGAGGCAUCUGCAUCUUCUGCUGCCCCUCCGGCUGAAGUCCCUUCGAGUUCGGAACAAGCAGCACCUUCUGAGUCGAGUACACCUAUACCCAAUACAGCAGACCAGGAGGCGAAGUCACCCCCACCUCCGCCCAGCACAGAGUCCCCAAUACCACUUAACCAAUUUGGAUUACCACCCCAAGUACUGCCGAUUAGUCAUACUUACAAUACCAUUCCUAAUCUCGGACACUUCACAUACAGUUAUCCCGCAUUCCGAUUCUAUGAUCCCUUUGAUCCUUUCGGUUUUAAUCCGUAUGCUGGAUUGCCUCCUCUUUACCAACCAUUGACGAAUGUUCUAGGUCAGUACGAAGCAUCGCCGGCUGAUCGCGAAGCGAUACCUAAGGCGACAGUUGGAUCCAACCCGUCGACUCCCACCCCUCCCCCAGAACCCAGUGACCUGAACGUACUUAAUUAUUCCCCUAAAGAUCCUGAAAUCGCUAACGUCCCGCCCCCUCCUCUACCUCAGGGCGGACUCAAACCUGAUAAACCAGAGUAAUACGUUAAAGAAAUAAAUUAUCUUAGCAAAAGAUGAUUAAGUUAGUCAUUACUUUUAAUCAAUUCGAAGUCGAAGAAUCAUGUAUAUCUUUCUUUUCAUCAUUUUUGUACUUUUCAACUUCUCUUUUCUUUUAUAGGACAAUGGUUUUUUUUAGUUUAUAAGAAUAUUCGUCAUAAAAGUUCCUGGAAUUUUUUUCA